AUGAAGUCGACGUUUGUCUCUGUUGCUACAGCCGCCGCUCUUGCUUCUGGCGCACAAGCCCGUCUUUUCACGAUCUACAACCAAUGUCCAUUCACGAUCUGGCCUGCCUGGUUCGCAGAACCCUCUCUCAACGCAGCUACCCCAACCAUCGCCUCUGGAUGGGAGCAGGCUGCUUAUCAGACCGUAUCGUUUGGCGUGCCAGACAACUGGGAAUCAGGUCGUUUCUGGGCUCGCCGUGAUUGUGACUUCAGCACCAACCCGGGACCAAACUCAUGCCUCGACGGCGGCUGCAACGGUGGACUAGUCUGCGAUGUCAACAACGGUGGCACCGGCGUACCACCCGCCUCGCUCGCCGAGUUCACACUCUCGACCAACCCCGCUGUCCCGGACAACUACGACGUCUCCCUUGUCGACGGCUACAACCUGCCCAUCCGCAUUGACAACACGUACGGCUGCCCCGUCGGCUCAUGCCCGGUCGACCUCGGUCCCGACUGUCCCGCUGCACUGAAGGGCCCGUACGAUAGCUCGGGCUUCCCUGUUGGCUGCAAGUCGGCGUGCGAUGCUCUUGGCGGCACCAACAACUGCUGCUCUGGCAACCAGAACACUGCUGCGACGUGCCCGCCGUCGGGCGUGGACUACUACUCGUACUUCAAGGACGCGUGCCCCGACUCGUAUGUGUACGCUUUCGACGAGAGUUCCGGUACGGCGCUCUUCACCUGCGCGCUCCAAAACGGCGUUGGCCCCGACUACACCAUCACCUUCUGCCCUUGA
Messenger RNA from Peniophora sp. CBMAI 1063, 771 nucleotides. Lineage: Eukaryota; Fungi; Basidiomycota; Agaricomycetes; Russulales; Peniophoraceae. The record is from the annotation of a GenBank genome assembly.